UACCGUCAAGCACUGUUACAGCCACGGCCAUCCUCCAUCCGUGUAAUUCGUCGCACAAUGUUUUUAAUAAUUUAUCAAGCUGCCCGUCCUUCGUCGCUGGCAAAUUCUAAGACUUUGGAUUGAUUUCACCAUCUACAGUUUGCCAUGGCGACGGUGGUGAUGGAGCAGAUCGGCCGCCUGUUUAUCAACGCCCAGCAGCUGCGUCAGAUCCCUCAGCUGCUGGAGUCGGCCUUUCCCACACUGCCUUGCACCGUCAAGGUGUCUGACGUUCCCUGGGUGUUCCAAGAGCGUCACAUCCUCACUGGCUACAGGCAGCCGGACCAUAGCUGGCGCUACUACUUCCUCACCCUCUUCCAAAGGCACAACGAGACCAUUAACGUAUGGACACACCUGCUGGCCGCCCUGGUCAUCUUGGUGAAGUGGCAGGAGAUCUCACAGACGGUUGAUUUUUUGCGAGACCCUCACGCUCAGCCCCUCUUCAUCAUCCUCCUCACCGCCUUCACCUACCUCUCCUUUAGCGCACUCGCUCAUCUCUUGUCUGCCAAAUCUGAGCUGUCUCACUACACCUUCUACUUCCUCGACUACGUGGGGGUGGCCGUCUACCAGUACGGCAGCGCGUUGACGCAUUACUACUACGCCAUCGAGGAGGCGUGGCAUGCCAGAGUGCAAGGGUUCUUUUUACCCGCCGCUGCUUUCUUGGCCUGGCUCACAUGCUUUGGCUGCUGCUAUGGCAAAUACGUCAGUCCCACGCUGCCCAAGAUUACGCACAAGCUUUUCCAAGUGGUGCCCUCGGCCUUGGCUUACUGUUUGGACAUCAGUCCCGUGGUUCAUCGCAUCUACACGUGCUACCAGGAAGGCUGCUCUGACCUGGUUGUGGUCUACCACCUCUACCAAGUGCUCUUUUUCCUCAUCGGCGCCUACUUUUUUUCCUGCCCUCACCCGGAGAGCUGGUUCCCUGGGAAGUGUGACUUCAUCGGGCAGGGCCACCAGAUCUUUCACGUGUUUGUCAUGUUCAGCACCCUGGUGCAGAUCGAAGCUCUGCGGAUAGACUUCGGCGAGCGGCGGCCGCUCUACGAGCGACUCCACGGCGAUCUCGCUCACGACGCCGUCGCGCUCUUUAUCUUCACCACCUGCUGCAGCGCGCUCACCGCUUUUUACGUUCGCAAACGUGUACAUGCUUCUCUCCAUGAAAAAUAUGUAUAGAUGCAAUUUUACAUUUCAAGUUGCUCUACAAGCAGGGGUGUCAAACUCAUUUUUGUCACGGGCCACGUGGUUUAGCACUUGGAAUCCAUCAACAUGUCUGAGCCUUCAUGUUUUCAUAUGUACACUACCGAAUCCAGUAAAAAAAAAUUGAAAUAUUU
Hippocampus comes (tiger tail seahorse) is the source of this 1361-nucleotide messenger RNA. RefSeq names its product progestin and adipoQ receptor family member VII, b (gene paqr7b). Gene Ontology annotation, cellular component: plasma membrane. Lineage: Eukaryota; Metazoa; Chordata; Actinopteri; Syngnathiformes; Syngnathidae. The transcript has 2 exons. Gene Ontology annotation, molecular function: nuclear steroid receptor activity; steroid binding. The coding region runs from base 145 to 1203 and encodes 352 amino acids. The record is from RefSeq and is a predicted model, not a curated record. Gene Ontology annotation, biological process: response to steroid hormone.